AUGCCCCACGGGGCCAUGGACGUCGAGAAGGCUCCCGCCGUCGACAAUGCCUACGAAAGCCGCAGCGCCCAGACAAGCGACCAUGUGAGCGAUAACGCUGUACCGGGCGAAAGCUUCGAGUAUGGUAACUCGCUCUACGCGAAGGUCCAGCGAGUCGCGGGUAAAUUUAGCGUCGAGCAGCGUGGUGUGGAACGUGUACCGGAUAAUGAGCGGACGGAUAUUUCCUACUUGAAUAUCGGCAGCAUGUGGCUGGCCGCCAACAUGGUCUCGAGCUCCUUCGCCAUCGGUGUUCUUGGUAUGACCACCUUCUACCUGGGAUUCGUUGAUGCGAUCCUCGUAUCUCUAUUCUUCAACUUGCUGGGAGUCAUGUCCGUUUGCUUCUUCUCCUGCUUUGGACCUCCCUUCGGUUUGCGCCAGAUGGUUCUCUCCCGUUUCUGGUUUGGAUGGUGGCCUGUGAAAUUCAUCGCCAUCCUUAACGUCAUCGCUUGUGUCGGCUGGUCAGCUGCCAAUGCUAUUGUCGGCGCGCAACUCCUUAACGCAGUCAAUGGCACUGUUCCCGGUUUCGCUGGUAUUCUCAUCGUUACUUUCUGCACUCUCUUCAUCACAUUUGCCGGAUACAAGGUCGUUCACAUCUAUGAGUACUGGAGUUGGAUCCCUACUUGCAUCGUGUUCAUCAUUGUGCUCGGAACAUUCGCCCACUCCGGCGCCUUUAGCAACAUCCCUAUGGGUACCGGUACUUCUGAGCUCGGUAACUGUCUGUCCUUUGGUUCGACCGUAUACGGUUUCGCAACUGGCUGGACUAGUUACGCCGCAGACUACACCGUCUACCAACCGGCUGACCGCAGCCGCCGCAAGGUCUUCCUCUCAACCUGGAUCGGACUGAUUGUCCCCCUCAUCUUUACUGAAUUCCUCGGAAUUGCCGUUAUCUCCGCAGCCUACGCAUCCGACAGCAACAAGUACAUGGCCGGUUAUAAAGCAUCUGGCAAUGGCGGCUUGAUUGCCGCUGUCCUCGAGCCUCUCGGUGGAUUUGGUAAAUUCUGCCUCGUCAUUCUCGCCCUUUCCAUAAUUGCCAACAACUGCCCCAACAUCUACUCCGUCUCUCUGACUCUGCAAGUCCUGAGCCGUUACACCCAGAUGGUUCCCCGUUUCAUUUGGACUUUCCUCGCCUCUUGUGUUUCCUUGGCAAUUGCCAUUCCUGGCUACUCGCACUUCGAAACUGUCUUGGAGAACUUCAUGAACCUCAUCGCCUAUUGGUUGGCUAUCUACACUGGUAUCGCGGUCUCAGAUCAUUUCUUCUUCAAGCGUGGCUUUGGCGGAUAUCGACCUGAAGACUAUGAUAAGCGCGAGAAACUUCCAUACGGUAUCGCCGCGUCUUUCGCCUUCUGCUUUGGUAUCGCCGGUGUUGUCACUGGUAUGAGUCAAACCUGGUGGGUUGGACCCAUCGCAAAGCACGCCGGUGCUCUUCCUUACGGUGGUGAUGUCGGCUUUGAAUUGGGCUUUGCUUUCGCGUUCACAACAUAUUGUGCUCUGCGUCCUCUUGAACUCCAUUAUUUCGGCCGUUAA
Penicillium angulare is the source of this 1563-nucleotide messenger RNA. Its product is annotated as cytosine permease. Bases 1 to 1563 code for a protein of 520 amino acids. The transcript is spliced from 3 exons. Lineage: Eukaryota; Fungi; Ascomycota; Eurotiomycetes; Eurotiales; Aspergillaceae. The record is from RefSeq and is a predicted model, not a curated record. Gene Ontology annotation, cellular component: fungal-type vacuole membrane; plasma membrane. Gene Ontology annotation, biological process: transmembrane transport. Gene Ontology annotation, molecular function: transmembrane transporter activity.